Molecule: messenger RNA, 180 nt
Organism: Mesoplodon densirostris (Blainville's beaked whale)
Lineage: Eukaryota; Metazoa; Chordata; Mammalia; Artiodactyla; Ziphiidae
Product: small ribosomal subunit protein uS14-like
Exons: 1
Coding region: 10-180 (56 amino acids)
Biological process (GO): translation
Cellular component (GO): ribosome; cytosolic small ribosomal subunit
Molecular function (GO): zinc ion binding; structural constituent of ribosome
Source: RefSeq, a predicted model, not a curated record
GAAAGCAAGAUGGUUCACCAGCAGCUCUACUGGAGCCAUCCAAAAAAAUUUGGCCAGGGUUCUCGCUCUUGCCGCAUCUGCUCAAACCGGCACAGUACGAUCCAGAAAUAUGGCCUCAAUAUGUGCCGCCAGUGUUUCCUCCAGUACAUGAAGGACAUCAGCUUCAUUAAGUUGGACUAA